UUUAUUCAUCUACUGUUCUGUGCUUCACGGAGACCUGGCUGUCUGAACUGAUACCAGACUCCAAGCUGCAGCUGGCAGGCUUCAAACUGUACAGAGCGGACCGCAGAACUCUCUGGCAAAACAAAAGGUGGAGGUGUCUAUUUUUAUAUUAACAAUGGCUGAUGUACCAGUGUGUCAGUGAUUCAGCAGCAGUGUUCUCCUAAUUUGGAAUUUCUUAUCAUUAACUGUAAACCGUUUUACUCCGUUUUGCUUCAUUCACUCCGGUCGAUGUUUACAUCUCGCCGCACGCCAACGUUCAGGAUACUGUGUGUGGAGCAGACAAACCCGGACUCCCUUGUUAUUGUUCUCGGACUUUAACAGGGGAAAUCUCAGCCAAGAAAGCCCCAAAUAGAGACAGUUUAUUAAGUUAGCAGUGCCUAUCACGCCGUCACACAUGCUCCACUGGGACAGUCUGUUCACGUGAUGGUCCAUCUAAUUCCUGCUUACAGGCAAAAACUAAAGCUGUAUAAACCUGUAGUGAGGACAUCAAACAAGUGGACUAGUGAAGCUGUUGAGGACCUCCAGGUAUGUCUGGACUGCACUGACUGGGAUGUUUUCAAGAAUGCUACCAACAAUCUGGAUGAGUUACAGAGGCUGUGACGUCCUACAUCAGCUUCUUGAGGAUGGCUGCAUUCCAACACAGACCAGGGCUGAAUGGCAUAAGAAUCAAGGAUUCACCUGACAGACAUGAAGGACAUCCGUCCACAUCAAACACAAAGCUCGCUGUGUCUGAGGAGAACAAAGAGGAUCAGCUAUGUCCAGAUGAUCCAGAGAGACUGAAGCAGCAACAGCAGCUUCUGUGUGGAGAGCCUCUGAAUACAAAGGAGAAGUUAAGUUUCACACCUGAACUGCUGACUGAGUCUGGAAAGACUUCAUACAGGUUCAGGUGUCCUGGUCCAGGUGUGUUCCAGUGUGCUUUGACUGGACUGGUGUUUGUUGUGGCUCAGGAGGCGGAGCUGCUGUACUGGACUGUCCAAUGGGAUGAGAGCCUCCUCCAAUCAGCCGGCAAGACGGCUGCAGGGCUGCUGUUCAGUAUCAAGUGUCCUGAGAACGCUGUCUGUCAGCUCCACCUGCCACACUGUGAAACAAAGGACGCUCUGCUGCCUGAUGGUCUGCUGUCUGUCGUCCACAUCACUGAUGAUGGAAUGAGCAUCCUCGACCCGCAGGAGAUUACAGACACUCAUGUGGUUGUCAAAGUCCCUCACCUCUCUGCCUUCGGCCUAGUCUGGGAUAUCAUUAAGAGGUUGUGGACGACACCAGUUUGCAGCCAAGUUCUGCUGUUCCUCGGACCCCCAAACCCAGAAACACAGAGGCAAAAACUCAAAUUGUUUCUCCUGCCGAGCAACAUCCAUCUGGACGAGGUGAACAAACGACAGCAACAGCGACAUGCUGAGAACAUCGAGGUUCCUUCCACAUGCAUUCUCAUCGCAGAUGAAAGUUACACUGUCGACUGUCCUCAGGCCAUCAAAAUCCAGCCUAAGAAUGCACCUUUUAAACUGCAAUAUGGACCAAAUUACCACCCCACGUUUGAGAUCCGCCUGCCCACAAACACAGAAGAAGUGACUAUAAAGGUCCAAGACCAAAGAAAGACGGAGGUCUGGGAGCAUGCAGUUGAUCUGAAAGAUCCAGCUGUACGUGAAGAGAAUCCAGCGAGGCCUCAGAGUGGCUCCCCACGGAGCAGGUUGGCAUCAGUUCGGUCCCAGUUUGUAGAUUCAGUGUCUGAACCUGUUCUGAACCAGCUGCUGGAUCGGCUUUUGCAACGGGGCAUAAUAAAUCAAGAAGAAAUGGAUUCAACCAGAACCAGAACCAGGGCUGACGGGGCUCGAGCGGUGAUUGACAUGGUGCGAAACAAAGGAACAGAAGCCAGUUCAGCUCUGAUUGAGGACUUCAGGAAGUUGGAUCCACACUGUUCCAGAAAUCUGAAUCUGAGCUGAAGCAGAACUGAGACUCUGCAAAUGAAACAAGAAGACAUGGACGUCAGUUAACUGUGUAAAAAUACACAUGUUAAAGGAUUUAUCACUUAACAAAAUACAAAUUGGGUGAAAAGAAUAAAAAUCUAUUUCAAAUCAAUAUUUGGUGUGACCAAACUUUGCCUUCAAAUGGGAUCAGUAAAUGUAAAUCGGUAAACUUUCACAGUGAGGGACUUUUUAGGCACAUUGUCAGGUGUAAGAUUAAACAGGUGCUAAUGAUCAUAAAUUCAAUAUGUAUGUUGAAACACAAUCAUUACGUGAGAAACAGCUGUGUGGGAGGAAUACAACAGGUGAGGAACAGCUAAACUCAGCUAACAAGGUGCUGAAUACAGUUUCCUGUCAGGCAAACCUCAGAGCAAGACUGAACACAGCAACAAGACACAAGCAAGGUCUCUACCAGGGAUACAUUUCAAGCAGACAGGGGUUUCCAGAUGUGCUGUCCAAGCUCUUUUGAAGAAGCACAAAGAAACAGGCAGUGCUGAGGACUGUAGAUGCAGUAGUUGUCCAAAGAAACUUACUGCAGCAGAUGAAAGACACACCAUGCUUACUUCCCUUCACAGUCAGAAGACGUCCAGCAGUGCUUGAUACUUUUUUGUGUGGUGGGUUUUACAGUUUGUUUUACAUAUUUGUAUUAUAUUUAAUGUCUUUUGUGUUUUAUGUUCAGAGUCCCUGCAGGCUUUUCUCUCUUUGGAAAAACAAAAUUGACAUGAUCAAUAAAUGAGCCUUAAAUCGUG
This is a messenger RNA of Micropterus salmoides (largemouth bass), 2743 nucleotides long. RefSeq lists its product as uncharacterized. Gene Ontology annotation, biological process: regulation of apoptotic process. NCBI's taxonomy places the organism in Eukaryota, Metazoa, Chordata, Actinopteri, Centrarchiformes, Centrarchidae. Bases 663 to 1973 code for a protein of 436 amino acids. The record is from RefSeq and is a predicted model, not a curated record. The transcript has 9 exons.